This is a messenger RNA of Penaeus vannamei (Pacific white shrimp), 1359 nucleotides long. The record is from RefSeq and is a predicted model, not a curated record. NCBI's taxonomy places the organism in Eukaryota, Metazoa, Arthropoda, Malacostraca, Decapoda, Penaeidae.
CGCUGCCACCGACCAGAGGGGUGUGCGGGGUUUGCGGUCCGAGGCUCCGGGGUUUUCCUUGUGUCCUGUGUCGUGCGCUGACCUGCUUACUUCGUUGUGAAAGGAAGUUGUAUAACGAGCAAUUCGUAGCUAGUUUACGAGAUGUGAGCGUGGGACCGUGGGGAAGACAUGACAAGAAUUGUAAUAAUGCACAUAGUUGCGUCACGUGACAUAGUUUUUGAACAAGCGAGAGGAAAUACCAAAACUGUAUAAGCAACAGAAAAGACGAACGCAAAACCAUAUACCAUCGACGUACCAGAAGCACUGAGAAGAAAGAAAAAAACGCACUCCAAUCGCGACUGGCUCUCCCGACGCUCAGGCCGAAGGAAAUAGGGAAAGGUUGAUGUGAUGGCUGCGUGUGUGUUGCUUCUGACUGGCUCUUUCCUCAAGCGAAAGAAAAGUGCGACAGAGGCCCUUCGACAGCCCGAGAAACUUGAAACGUAGGAAAUGCGCCCUUUGGAGAUACAUCCUCGUGUUUGGCAGGUACUGAUUUCUCCCUGUGGUGAAUACCCUAGGAAGUAGGGCACUGGGAACCCGUUGCGCGCCGCCAUGGCCGAGCAUCUCGAUACCCCGGGCACGUCUCUGCCUGGUGGAGUCGCCUUCCAGAGUCCCCAACCUCCUGACGCGGACCAGAUUCUCCAGCGGUGCCGGGAGGAGGUCCAUUACCUCUACUACACCACGAACGACACCCGUAUACUCGCAGACUUCACGCUGUGCGAGGACUGCAACAUCACCAAUGAGGAACUCGAAAUCCUCGAACUGUCGGGCGUGUGCAGACCCUAUGACUUCUCAUACAUGCCCCUUAUUUACUACAUGUACGCGUCCAUAUUCGUGAUCGCGCUGUUCGGCAAUCUGCUGGUGCUGUACACGGUGGUGACGAGUCGCAAGAUGCACACCGUCACCAACUUCUUCAUCGCCAAUCUUGCCGUCGGGGACCUGCUCAUCAUGGUGUUCUGCGUCCCCUUCUCGGUCGCCUCCAUCAUCGUCCUGCAAUACUGGCCCUUCGGAGAGGGUCUCUGCAUCUUCGUCAACUAUUGCCAGGUAAGACCGAACAAAGGGAUUCCACAAGCGUCUCAAAAUCUAUCGCUUCUCGGCCUUUUGACUAAGAUCAAAGUGUUCUCAAAAUAUUCGAGUAAAGAGACCUCACCUGAAUCAAGACUGGUAAUUUAUGGCUCUUCUGCUUAUGUAUUUAGGUGUGGAAAGGCGGUAGUUAAAGCGUUGGUCUGGUUUCAAAUCUUUGAUAAAGAGGGAAUAAGUACAUCUGAUGUAACUUCGCGAGGUAUACCAGGUCAGGCUGUUAUCAAGGAACAUUUUUGCUAA